AUGUCACAACGGGAAGAUGAUUCCCGUCUCAGGUCACAACGGGAAGAUGAUUCCCGUCUCAGGUCACAACGGGAAGAUGAUUCCCGUCUCAGGUCACAACGGGAAGAUGAUUCCCGUCUCAGGUCACAACGGGAAGAUGAUUCCCGUCUCAGGUCACAACGGGAAGAUGAUUCCCGUCUCAGGUCACAACGGGAAGAUGAUUCCCGUCUCAGGUCACAACGGGAAGAUGAUUCCCGUCUCAGGUCACAACGGGAAGAUGAUUCCCGUCUCAGGUCACAACGGGAAGAUGAUUCCCGUCUCAGGUCACAACAGGAAGAUGAUUCCUGUCUCAGGUCACAACGGGAAGAUGAUGCCUGUCUCAGGUCACAGAAUCAGAAUGUGAUUCAGAAUUCAUUAUAA
This is a messenger RNA of Procambarus clarkii (red swamp crayfish), 399 nucleotides long. The record is from RefSeq and is a predicted model, not a curated record. NCBI's taxonomy places the organism in Eukaryota, Metazoa, Arthropoda, Malacostraca, Decapoda, Cambaridae.